GGAGAUAGAGGUGCAGAGUUUGUUGCUCAUCGCUUCACAGUGCGAACACAAAGUUGCGAGGAAUCAACUCCUCUCCGGGUCGUGGCUCCUUGUGCGUAAUUACGCGCAUCCGCCGGUUCCACACCCCGCACGCAGCGAGGCUUCUGUGCCAUCUCUCCGCUCCACCGCCAUGGACGCGGACAGCAGCGCGUUGCCCGACCUGAAGGAUAUAGAAACCAAGCUGGGUCGCAAAGUGCCGGACAGUCUCAUUCGCUCUCUCGUUGGAGGAAAACAUCACGAGAAGUCCGCGUCGCCGCAUUUAUCCAACUACAGCAAGUGCUGUGCCAACUCUGGAGACUUGAAGCGACUGGAGAGCAAAAUGCAAUUCCUCAAACAAGAAAUGGCCCAUCUCCGAGCCAUCGACGUGAAGCUGAUGCAGCAGCUCAUGUCCAUCAACGAGGGCAUCGAGUCCAUCCGCUGGAUAAUCGAGGACAAGGGAGGUGCCGCCAGCCAAGAUGGCAGCCUGACGGGCAGCUUGUACAGCCUGUCGGACAGCCAGGACGGCACGUCACUGCGCGGCAGCUUCAACAGCCUGAACGACGGCAACAGCGACGACUCGGACGGCCUGUCGGUCGGCAGCUACCUGGACACGCUAGCGGAAGAUCUCCCCGAGGAUCCGUCGCCCACGGACCUGGAAUGCUUUGUGGAGAAAACUGUUAUCGAAGGCGACUCCUUCAGCAAGUCGCCGCUGAAACUCAGGGUGGAGGCGGACGAAUACUACUGCUUUGGAUAAUGAUGCUGAGCUAAAUGCGGUGUUCAAAGACUGAAGUUGUCGUGUUGUUUUUUCCCCACACGCAUCACAUUUUUUUCUAAUAUCUUACCAAAAAGGUCAUUUUGAUCUUGACAUUGAAACCAGCUUCCUCACGUCGUUUGGAGUCACAAUAUAGCCUUCGCUGAUUCGUCUGGCUCCAACCCCCUUCUGGAAGAAAAACAACCAUCAUUAGCCUCGGCUACUAGGGAAGAACGCAACAUGGGUUAUCAUGGCUGAACUCUAUACCAGCAGCUGUUGUUAAACUCUGUAUUUUACAGUGAUACUACUGCUUUCAUGUGUAGGAGACUAUCACUCAUGCUUUCCUGUUUACACCGACACGCACAUGCCCAGUGUGCAUGAGCCGUCACGUGAUAUAAGUUUUCAGACGGGGAUUUAAACUGAUAUGGAGCCAAAACUCUUGUGUGGACAGAGUCCGGUUUUCAAAUGAAAACAUAGCUGUGUGGAUGUCGCCUUAAUGUCCAAAUGCAAGUUAACAUGCUGUAACUGUUCCUUUAUGUCUUAAUUUUCUUUUAAUAAUUCAGAUUGAUUAAACCAAAAAGGUGCAGGGAGACCAAAAGUUAGUUUAUUUCUUCCUAGCCAAGGGUGGACUGAAGCAGUUUCCUUCUCGACCUGUGGACCAUUCGACUGGUGUGAUUGUGCCGUGACGUCCACCGCAAUCCCCAGAUCUGAGUCAAGGAGUAGAUUAGGAUUUAGCAGCCAUUUGGAAAAUUGGACAUUUCUUGCAGAGCGAUUCGAGAGAUCUCAAGUGUUACAGCAAGUGCAAUUUGUUCCAACGCCAAACGCCGAGCACCACCUACUGUGGGUGUUAUGCUUUUCAUUGUUUCUCACUUCAUUGUUUUUGACUGAUGCAAGUCCCCUAAACUGAGCCGCCGCACUCAGCGAGUAGAGAAUUCACAACAAGAAGUCUUACACACGGGAGAUUAGUUGCACAUUGAAAAGCACAGAUGCUUGACUGAAGAAAAAAAACAAAACACAAAGCAGUUUCAUUGUCUGAUAGAUCAUUUAGGCCUGAGGCGAGAACCCUGUUAACACCAGAUGGGAGAUUUGCUGCUGGCGGACAGAAGAGAAACACAUGUUUGCCUUGUGGGCACAUUUUUUUAAUUCCCGGUUGUGCAAAAAGGUUUAGUAAGAGCUUUACAUCGCUGUGCUUAAGUGUGUUGUUUCGGUUUUUUAAUUCCCAAAUGUGUUGAUUUGUGUGUAUUUGUAAUGCUGCCUGCUUUGGAAAUGGCUUUAUUGACUGCUGAUGAUUUUUUUGUUGUCAGAAAUGAAUUAAUAAUAUAUUGUAACUCGUCUCUCGGCUCAAAUUGUGUUACGUUGUGAAUGCAAAGAAACGCACACGAUCCCCAACUGAACUGGGUUAGUGUCCAUUUUUAGAAAAAGCAGUUCACUGCCCUUAUUAUGGAAUCUUAAUGGGAUGGAAAGUGAACAUUAUGUCACGUUCCCCUCGUGGUAAAAUUGAGUUAAGAAUAAUCUGUUAAUAAUAAAGUCCGACUUGACGGUG
Messenger RNA from Limanda limanda (common dab), 2312 nucleotides. Its product is annotated as leucine rich adaptor protein 1-like. The record is from RefSeq and is a predicted model, not a curated record. Bases 170 to 772 code for a protein of 200 amino acids. The transcript is spliced from 2 exons. Lineage: Eukaryota; Metazoa; Chordata; Actinopteri; Pleuronectiformes; Pleuronectidae. Gene Ontology annotation, biological process: positive regulation of canonical NF-kappaB signal transduction.